AUGAAUAAACAAGAUGCCGGCAAUGAACCACAUUACCCCCACUCCCACCACCACCACCACCACCAAAGUCUCUCCUCAGUAGCUACUUCUUCAAGAUUAUCAUCACGACAAAUUGAAUCAAUAGCGGGACUUUGUGCUGGGUUCACAACCACAAUCAUUACUCACCCCCUCGACAUAAUCAAAAUACGACUCCAAUUAUCACAUGCUUCUAAAGAAAGCCACAGUAACAAGACAAUACAAACAAAUAAGAGACCAUUCCAAUCGGUAUUCAAUGUCAUACGACAGAUUAAUCAAGACGCAACGUUGCUGUCGAUGCCAUACUAUUUAAAAUUAGGUACACGCAAGCAUUUCCCCCUUGGCAUCAAUUAUUUGGUUCAGUAUUACCGUGGGUUGCUGCCUAAUUUGAUUGGUAAUAUAUCGGCAUGGGGUUGUUAUUUUGCUCUUUACGCCGAAUUCAAAAAUCACAUACAUACUCCGAAUUUAACCCUAAAUUACUUUGCUAGUUCGUCAUUGGCAGGGGUCGUGACGUCAAUUUUGACUAACCCCAUUUGGGUUCUAAAGACACGUAUAAUAGCCAAGCCGACAAAUGAACAAGGUGCAUAUAAGUCAUUGUUUGAUGGGAUACGAACCAUGGUUCAUAACGAAGGCAUUGGCAGUUUUUGGAAAGGAUCCAUACCUAGUAUGUUUCAGGUAUUACAGGCUAGUUUACAAAUUACCAUUUAUGAUCAUCUAAAGAAUUAUAUUUUCAAGCAUCGUGUAGUAAAUGGUGAGCAAACUACACCUACUAACACCACCAACACCACCACCACCACCACAACAACAACUACAGCGGCAACUGCAACUGCGACUGCGACUGCGACUGCUCCUCGACAUUUAUCAACAACACAAUACUUAUACACUUCAGCAUUAUCGAAAAUAAUCAGUACUUUGGUAAUGUACCCUACCCAAGUUGUCAAAUCACGAUUACAAAAUAGUCAAAAGUCUCAUACAUCUAUAAUGCAGGUGAUUCAAACUUUGUAUUUCAAUGAAGGUGGAAUAACGGCAUUCUAUAAAGGAUUGAGUGCCAAUAUCAUUAGAGUUGUUCCUGCCACUUGUAUUACUUUUGUUGUUUAUGAACAUGUGAAACGAAUUUUAAUAGAGUGA
Lodderomyces margitis is the source of this 1143-nucleotide messenger RNA. RefSeq names its product flavin adenine dinucleotide transporter. Gene Ontology annotation, molecular function: FAD transmembrane transporter activity; folic acid transmembrane transporter activity. The record is from RefSeq and is a predicted model, not a curated record. Gene Ontology annotation, cellular component: mitochondrion. The transcript has a single exon. The coding region runs from base 1 to 1143 and encodes 380 amino acids. NCBI's taxonomy places the organism in Eukaryota, Fungi, Ascomycota, Pichiomycetes, Serinales, Debaryomycetaceae. Gene Ontology annotation, biological process: folate import into mitochondrion; nucleotide transport.